Cervus elaphus (red deer) is the source of this 3465-nucleotide messenger RNA. Its product is annotated as mesothelin-like protein. Gene Ontology annotation, biological process: cell-matrix adhesion. Bases 1 to 3321 code for a protein of 1106 amino acids. The transcript is spliced from 22 exons. Gene Ontology annotation, cellular component: cell surface. The record is from RefSeq and is a predicted model, not a curated record. NCBI's taxonomy places the organism in Eukaryota, Metazoa, Chordata, Mammalia, Artiodactyla, Cervidae.
AUGGACCUUGUGGUCCUGGCUGCUGACCUGCCCACCACCCCACAUGCAGAGAACAGCCUGCAGCCCUGGUGCAGGCUCCGCCCGCAGCCCCUGCUGGUGAGCGUCUGCGUGGAGGAUGAAGAUUGGUCCCUGAACGACUUGCCGCCAGCCCACCUAGCACAGGUUUCCGGCCCCUCCCCAGGCCCCCUUGUGGCCACAGCCGCUACGCCUCCUGGACACAGCUCAGCCAUCACACCUGCUGCCGCCACAGGGGUCACUGCUGCCCCCGGCCCCUCACAACCUGUCCUGGGCCUGCAGUGGACUUUGAAAAUCCCCCGGACACACCCUGUUGCUUCCCAGCUGCUGGCACCUGCCAGAGGGUCUGGGCCCCGCCCCAGCGACUGGGCACCGUGGGGCAUGUGGAGCUCCCUUUCCGUCUCCCUGGAGCACAGGUCCUGGACUCACAAGGGCGUUUCUCAUGCCAGGACAGAGAAUCGUUUUUCUCCAGCCGGCCGGCACCACCGCUGUCUGCCACCCUCAGAUCCCAGGAAGCUGCUGGAGUUUGCCCCCACCCCUGCCCUCACCACCCACCACAGGGACGGGGGCACACAGCCACCGCCACGUGCCAGGCUCCAAGCCCUGCUUAGUGCCGAGGGGCCCGGGAGGGGGCGUCCUCCACCCAGCCUGGGCUCCGGAGUAGGUGGAAACCCCAUCACCAAGCGACGACUGAGCGCUUCAGAGCUGACCGGCCAGACUCCAGGGCUGGACAGGGACUCACUGGGCAGCUUCCAGGAGGGACUGUCCCCACCAGCUCUGGGUGCCCUCCAGCUGUCGAUGCUGUGGCUGGCCUUCCAGGGGCCGGGGAGUGGCCCUCAGCUGGUCCUUCCAACUGUCAGUCCCCCAGGGUCAGCGCCUCAGCUUGUACGUGGCUGGCUCGAUGAGCACGUGGUCCUGGAGCUGUCGAGAGAUUUGUUCAUGGGAGACACGGCAGCCGAGCCCACGGGUCCCCUGAGCCUGAUCUGCGAUAAGAAAGGCCCUGAGACUCACUGUUUGUGGGUCGUGCCUGAGACACAGCUGCAGCCCAAGAUUCGAGGUCCCCUGCCCCGUGUGACCCUGGGUGGUGACCUCCCCUCUGCAACCCCCUCCCCCAGCCUCACCACCUUCCGUCUCCUGUCCAGCUUGACCUGGACCCACUGCCUGCGACCCUGCUGCCUUCCUGCCAGGACGACCAGUGGGCACCACACAGCCAUGGGCCCCAGAGCAGGUGCCCUGGUGAGCCCGGGCCUCGCCCUCCUGGUGUCACUCACUGCCCACUGCUCUCACCCCCAGGCCGAGGGCGCCUCCCAGGGAGGCCUGGACGCCAGCAGGGCCGACCUGUGGGCCAGUGCCAGCGCCUCCCUCCUGCAAGGCUUCUGGUGCCAGCCGGCCAGCCAGCUGUCCCGCGACCAACUUGCAGCUCUCAUCCAGAGGAUGGCAACACAACACGUCCUCCUCAGAGCCUGGCAGCUCAGCUGCCUGGCCAACCUGGCCGCCCGACAAGGCCUCCAGGGCGACUUCGAGCUCCACCCCCCUGACCUGCUGCUCUUCUACAACCUGACACAGGUGGAGGAAGCGGACUGCCGGGCCUUCACCCGCCGUGCUGCCCAGGGAGACACAAAGCUGCUGGCCAACCUGCCCGACCAGAGGGCCGCCCUGCAGCACAGGGCCCUGGCCUGCCUGGGAGGGCCCCAGCCAAGGCUCAGUGCCUCCGACCUGCUGCUCCUCGGGGUCCUGGUGUGUGACAUGGACGCUUCCAGCAUCGCGGCCGCAGACCCCCAUGUGCUGCAGAACCUGCGGCACUGUCCCCGGCUCACCGCUGCCCAGCAGGCUGCCCUCAACAGGCUGCUGGCCAGUGGCAGGACCGUCCUCGGGCACCCUGGCUCCUGGAACCUGGAGGGGCUGCAGGCUCUGGGACCCUUGGCCUCAUACAUCAGCCCUGGGCUGUGGAUGCAGCUGCAGGAGGCCGUGGGCCUGGACUUCUUCCGCAGCAUAGUGGCCGCAUGCCGGGCAGGGCAGCUCAGGCAGCGUGAUGCCAGGCGCUUUGUUACCAACUUCCUCGAGGCCAAGUCCAAGGCAGUGUCCUCACCGUCCAAGCGGGACACAGGGAGACCCUGCGUCCGUGGCAACAUCACUGCGGCCACCCUGCACGACGACCUCUUCCUGGUGCGCUACGACUGCGGGCAGCUCGAGUCCUGCCUGGGCAGCCGCGUGCUCAGAGCCAACCUGGACCCCCUGCUGCAGCACCCGCUGCCCGCCGAGUGCCAGCAAGUCGUCAAAGCUAAGCUAGCUAGGGUCUACCCGGGCGGAGUCCCUGAGGAGCAGCUGCGGCUCAUCCCCUCGCUGGCCUACCUCUACUCCCUCUCGGAGAUUGGCCAGUGGCACAUCACGUCCAAGGACACAGUCGUGACCCUGCUGGCCCCAGACGGGGCCCUGGAGAACCAGACAGAGGCCAUCCUGCAGAAGUUCCUGGACCACAAUGGCACCAUCACUGGUGCGCUGCUCGUGGCCAUUGGGGGCUCUCGCCUCUGCUGGAUGAGCCCCCGGCAGAUCCAGGCCAUCCGGCCCUCAGAGUUCCGGCUGGCCGGGGCCCUGGACAUCUCCUCCUGCCCUCAGACCCGCAAGAACGUGCUCUUUGACAAGGCCCGCGAGGCCUUCGCCAGCGCCAGCACCACGGACACCUACUACCGCUUCAUGCGGCCCUACCUCGGCGGUGCCCCCGUGGAGGAGCUGCGGCACCUGGCCCAGGCUAACGUCUCCAUGGACAUCGACACCUUCACCAACCUGAACCCCCGAGUGCUGCAGAGCCUGAGCGUGGGCAACGUGACGACGCUGCUGGGUCCGAACGUGGGGGACUUGCAGAAGGCUCGGAGCCACCCUAUCAUCAGCUCCUGGCUCCGCAGCCUCAAUCGGUCAGCCCUGAGCGAGCUGGGCCUGGAUACGGGCCCCACCGGCCCCACCAGCCCUGCCCACUCGACCACUGGGACGCCCAGCACCACCCUCUGGACGCGCCAUCAAGCCCCCACCUCAGAAGGGCCUGGGAGCACCGCCCCCAGCUCGGGCAGCCCACCAGCCCACCUGGGGUACCUGCCCCUGGCUAUGGCCCUGCCCGCAGGCCUCCUAUGGCUGCUCUAUGGAGGCACGCCAAGGCCCAGCUGGGGCCACCCGCAGGGGAUCUGCAGCAUGGUGGAGGACUGCACUGCCCCAGCUCCACAUGCAGGAGAACAGGGGUUGGCACGUGGAGCUGGACGCCUGCCUAGACCAAGAUGCAGGCCCCAGGGAGCCUGGCCACAUCCUCCAUCCUAGGGGCCUGAAGGGCCAGUCCCUGCCUACACCCAGCUCCCAGGACCUGGAGCCAGAGGGAGGGCCUGGGCCUGGGGUCACUGCCCCGGCCGGUGAGGAAGACGCUGCCCCUGUGCGCAGGCUUCUUCUGUGGACUGGCUUGGCCAA